AACCUCUUGGAUAAUGUGAUGACUGAACUGACGUUGGCCUCACUCGAUCGACGGCUCAGCGGCGGUGUGCUGCUUGAUGAUCGAAUUGAGGACAACAUCGGCAAGCGCAUAAAGCAUCUGCGUGAGAUUGGUAUCCCCAGAAUUGUCGUACUAGCCAAAACCACAGAGGAUACGAUUAAUAAGGUCCCCAAGGUGGAGUAUUUUCCGCCUGCACAAAAUCCUACAGAAGAUAGCAGCUAUGAAUGGACAUUGAGCGAAGUAAUGCAAUCCAUAGGAUAG
Molecule: messenger RNA, 279 nt
Organism: Cylicostephanus goldi
Lineage: Eukaryota; Metazoa; Nematoda; Chromadorea; Rhabditida; Strongylidae
Source: the annotation of a GenBank genome assembly